This is a messenger RNA of Tribolium castaneum (red flour beetle), 400 nucleotides long. RefSeq lists its product as uncharacterized. The transcript is spliced from 3 exons. Bases 92 to 343 code for a protein of 83 amino acids. NCBI's taxonomy places the organism in Eukaryota, Metazoa, Arthropoda, Insecta, Coleoptera, Tenebrionidae. The record is from RefSeq and is a predicted model, not a curated record. Gene Ontology annotation, biological process: endoplasmic reticulum to Golgi vesicle-mediated transport. Gene Ontology annotation, cellular component: COPII-coated ER to Golgi transport vesicle; endoplasmic reticulum membrane; Golgi membrane.
GGUGUAUUGUGAGUUGUCUACACCGCCGAUUGUAUUGUCAAAUUAUGUCAAUAUUUUUAUAGCCAAAAAAAAACAAUUUAAACAAUAAAAAAUGGCAUUUACGUUAUGGAAUUUGUUCGAAGCAUCGAUUCUCUGUUUGAAUGCAAUUUGCAUUUUGCACGAGGAGCGUUUUUUAGCUAAAAUUGGUUGGAGUUCAAAGAGUCCCAAUGUUCACGGCUUUGGGGAAAACCCAUCAGCAAAGUCCCAAAUUUUGAAUUUGGUUCAUUCAAUUAGGACUGUAGCAAGAAUUCCGUUGAUAUUUUUAAACAUACUUACUAUAGUCAUUAAGCUAGUAUUAGGAUAAUCAUGUAUUAAAAAAAUUGUUUCUGUACUGUUUUUCUAAAUAAAAAAUUUACCACAA